Phycomyces blakesleeanus NRRL 1555(-) is the source of this 1302-nucleotide messenger RNA. RefSeq lists its product as hypothetical. The coding region runs from base 1 to 1302 and encodes 433 amino acids. The transcript has 3 exons. Gene Ontology annotation, molecular function: transmembrane transporter activity. Gene Ontology annotation, biological process: transmembrane transport. The record is from RefSeq and is a predicted model, not a curated record. Lineage: Eukaryota; Fungi; Mucoromycota; Mucoromycetes; Mucorales; Phycomycetaceae. Gene Ontology annotation, cellular component: fungal-type vacuole membrane.
AUGCACACAUGUACUAGCAAGGAGCACAAAGAUGAUGUCGAAACUGGCCAGACCGAGGAAGUGCUUACCGUCACAACAUAUCCCGAGCCUCUGGCUUCAGAAGGUCUUUCAAAUCGGGGUUGGCUCGUUGUGUUAUCUACCUUUCUGGUAAACUUUUACGCUUUUGGUACCGUAUUUAGUUGGGGAAAUUACCAGCGUCUAUAUCUAGAAGACGUUUACAAGGGCAGCACCGAUCAAUUCCGUAUAGCCUUUGUAGGCACAUCAGCUACCGCAAUGCUUCUAUCCACCGGAUUGUUCAUCACACCUUUUAUCGAAAGAUUAGGCUACAGAGGAACUAUGGUAAUUGGGUCCAUUUUGACACCUCUUGGCCUGAUUCUCGCAAGCUUUGCUACCCAGCUUUGGCACGUCUAUCUUUCUCAAGGGAUUCUAUUUGGUUUUGGUGCAGCAUUUGUCUUUUCGCCAUCAAUCACUCUGCCUUCUCAAUGGUUUGUCAGAAACCGUGCCUUUGCAACAGGAAUUGCUGUCAGUGGAUCUGGUAUUGGUGGAGUUGCACUUUCGCCAAUGACACAAUAUUUAAUUUCUACAGUUGGAUACAGAAAUAGUUUGCGUGUUAUGGGGGGUAUGGGCUUUGGUAUUCUUGGUAUUGCUACAUGUUUAGCCUUUUCUCGUUGGAGACCAGCCCCCAGUAAGAACUCGGGUAUCUUUUCAAUUUUUGACAGAUCCAUUAUAAGCAAGCACUACUUGAUCCUUUUGCUGUUUGGAUUUCUGGCUCCUUUUGGUUAUAUCGGCCCAUUUUUCUUGGCACCAACCUAUGCAUCACAUAUCGGAGCCGAUAGCUCUACUGGCGCUUCUCUUGUAGCUAUUAUGUCAGCCAUGAAUGCCAUCUCUCGUAUUGUUCUAGGGUACAUGGCAGAUUACUCUGGUCGGUUCAAUACAAUUUUUGCCUGUACAUUCUUCGCUGGUUUGUUCACUAUGCUUAUCUGGCAGAACUCAUCCACCUACGGUAUUUAUUCUGCUUAUACAGUCCUGUAUGGACUUACAGGAGGCGGCUUUGUAUCUCUCUUCCCAGUGGUUACCGCCGAUAUUGUAGGUGUCCAGAACAUUCAACGUGGACUUAGUUUAUGCUAUCUGGCCACAACCCUUGGAAACUUGCUUGGUACACCUAUUGCAGGUGCCCUCCAGUCUGCAUAUGGGUGGACAGCAGCUAUACAAUUCUCUGGCGCACCUUCCGUCCUAGCAGCUUUAGUCAUUUUGACUCUACGAAUGAUGCGCAGCAAGGGAAAGAUAUUUGUAAAAAUCUAG